Molecule: messenger RNA, 708 nt
Organism: Beauveria bassiana ARSEF 2860
Lineage: Eukaryota; Fungi; Ascomycota; Sordariomycetes; Hypocreales; Cordycipitaceae
Product: 26s proteasome subunit p28
Exons: 6
Coding region: 1-708 (235 amino acids)
Cellular component (GO): nucleus; cytoplasm
Molecular function (GO): protein binding
Source: RefSeq, a predicted model, not a curated record
AUGGGAAAAAAAGGCGUUAUAUGGCUGAUGAAAACGACCGAUUUCCGUUACAUACGGCGGCGCGUGAGCGCCGAGACAAGUCCCAAACUAUCGCAAAACAAAGAUGACGAUGGUCGUUAUGCAAUUCACUGGGCGGCAUCUUCCAACUGCCUAGAUAUCGUUAUCAUGCUAGCGAACCAGUCAUCCUUUGAUCCAGAUCUGCAGGAUGAAAGCGGCUGGACGCCGCUCAUGAUUGCCGCCAGCGUCCCUGAAAGUGACGACGUUAUCAGGGUGCUCCUCAAAGCUGGCGCGGAUAUCAACAAAAGGAACAACAGCGGCCAGACGGCCUUGCACUUUGUCGCCUCAAAGAUGAGCCUAGAUACCGCCAAGUUGCUCCUCGAGCACAAGGCCUCGACGCGCGUCAAGGACCGCCGCGGGCAAUACCCCCUGCACCGCGCGGCCGCCAUCGGCUCCGUCCCUAUGUGUCUCUUGCUGCUCAAGAAGCUCAGCCCCACGAACCCGCAGGACGUCGAGGGCUACACGCCACUGCACCACGCCAUCGCCGAGGGUCACGGUGACACCGCGGUGGCGCUACUCAAGGAGGGGGCCGACGCGACGAUUAAGAACGUAGAGGGCGAGCUAGCGCUCGAUUUGGCCCCGGACAAGGAGGUGCGUACGUAUAUACUACGCGGAGCCGAGCGCGAGGGUAUCGAGCUGGAGAGCCAGUGA